GGUGUGGAAAAUUCACCCACACAAAAAUGUCACCGCUACAAAUAAGCAUACCGAACAAGCCCUACUAAAACUAACUAAGGGCUACUAUAUCUCAUAAUUUCAUAGGGGCCACCAUAUAGUUUUAUAGAUGGAAUAGAGAUACCACGAGAUAACAUAUACUACAGCAUAAUCUUCACCAAUGAGAUUACUAUACCAAGAAGAACCUCGAACAAUUGCAUUAUAUUCAUCAACUCAUUCCUUACUUCUUCAUCAACCUCGAAAAUCGAAAAAGGUUAUUGUAGAAAUUAGUCCAAAUAAUCGAGUAACUAGAGAAAAUGGAUUUAAACCAUUAUUAAGUCGAGAAGUCUUUGGAUGUUUAGGAUUAAUUCAUUUAGAUCAACAAACAUUUGUAGCUAUAAUUUCUGGAGCCAUUACUAAUGUAGCUAAUCCAGUUAAUUAUGAAUCAGUUGAUAAGAUUUUUGGAGUUGAAUUUAUAUCACUUAAUAGUGAUGAAUGGGAUUUUAUUAAUUUAGAUUCAAAUGGUAUGCCAAUAAUUACUGCAUUAGCAGUUGAUGAUAAUUAUGAUGGAAAUUAUGAUUCUUCAGGAUCUCUGACUCCAACUCGAUUUGUUCAUCCAUGUUUUGAAUUAAAGAAAUUAUUAUCUAAUGGUUCAUUUUAUUAUUCAAAUGAUUUUGAUUUAACUUCAACUUUACAAAGUAGAGGAGUAGUUGAUAAUAAUUUAAGUAGUAGUGGGAAACCUCAUGUAACUAGAUCAAUAAUUGAUCAUUUUCAAAAGGAAUAUAUGUGGAAUUCAUUUCUUAUGGAUGAUUUAUUAAGUUUUAGAUCAAAUUUAGAUCAAUAUAGUCAAGAGAUUGUUGAUGAAAAUAAAUUCUUAGUAUCAGUAAUUCGAGGAUUUGCAAAGACUAUUCCAUUAAAUUCUUAUCAUGAUUCAAUUACUCUUAUUUCUAAACAAUCUUGGAAAAGAGCUGGUACAAGAUAUAAUGCUCGAGGUAUUGAUGAUGAUGGGAAUGUAGCUAAUUCAGUUGAAACAGAAUUUAUUUAUUUUCAACCAUCAAAAUCAGCAAUUUUUACAUUUGUUCAAAUUAGAGGUUCAGUUCCAGCAUUUUGGGAACAAGAUACAACAUUAAUUAAUCCAAAAAUUACAAUUACAAGAUCAACUGAAGCUACACAACCGAUUUUUAAUAAACAUUUUAAAGAUAUUCUUAAUAAAUAUGGUGAUUAUCAUAUAGUUAAUUUAUUAUCUAAAUCAAAGCCUAAUGAAAUAUCAGUUUCAAAACGUUAUAAAGAUUUAUAUCGACAUUCUGAUUUACAACCUGAUGAAUCACUUUAUACAGAAUUUGAUUUUCAUCAAGAAACUAAACAACUGAAUGCAGGAUUUGCUGCUGCUUCAAAGAUUUUACCUCAAUUAGAAGAUUCAUUAGCAAGAUUUGGAUGGUUUUCUUAUGAUAUAGGUAAUCAUGAAAAGAUUAUGGAUCAAAAUGGAGUAUUUAGAACAAAUUGUUUAGAUUGUCUUGAUCGUACUAAUUUAAUUCAACAAAUUAUUUGUCAAGAAGUAUUACGAGUAAUUCUUGAGAAUCAAACAACUGCUAAUGCUUCUUAUAGAGAUAGAAAUUAUCUUGAAGAAAUUAAAGCUAAAUAUAAUACAUUAUGGGCUGAUAAUGGUGAUGCAAUAUCUCAAAUUUAUACUGGUACAAAUGCAUUAAAAUCAUCAUUUUCAAGAGCUGGAAAAAUGAGUUUUGCAGGAGCCCUUUCAGAUGUUACAAAAUCAGUAUCAAGAAUGUAUCAAAAUACUUUUGUUGAUGGUAAAAAACAAUCAACAAUGGAUUUAUUAUUAGGUUAUGAUGCUAAAUAUAAUAAACCUGUAAAAAUCUUUGAUCCAAUUAAUGAUUAUGUUACAGAACAAUUAAAACUUCAUAAACAAGAAUUUACUACUUAUGAUAAUAUUAAAAUUUAUGUGGGAACAUUUAAUCUUAAUGCUUUAGAUCCAAUUAAUGUAAAUGAUUUAAGUAAUUGGCUUUUCCCUCCUGAAAAUUUUGGAGAAGAUUUACCGGAUGUUUAUGCUAUAGGAUUACAAGAAUUAAUUGAAUUAAAUGCUAGUUCAAUUCUUAAUGCUGAUCCUGCAUUACCUGGUAAAUGGGCUAAAAUUCUUAAUCAACAAUUAAAUUCUCAAAAAGUUGAAUAUUUAUUAUUAAGAACAGAAUCUAUGACUUCAAUGUCACUUUUCCUUUUUGUUAAAAAGUCUCAAGUUCAUAAUAUUACUCAAGUUGCUGGUUCAAGUAAGAAAACUGGAUUAGGAGGUAUUGCAGCUAAUAAAGGAGCUUGUGGAGUUCGAUUUGAUUAUGGUGCCACUUCAUUUGCAUUAGUUACUUCACAUUUAGCAGCAGGUAUAUCUGCUAUUGUUGAAAGAUAUAAUGAUUAUGCAACAAUUAUGGGAGGUUUAACAUUUACAAGAAAUUAUACUCUUAAAGAUCAUGAUCAUCUUAUUUGGUUUGGAGAUUUAAAUUAUAGAAUUGCAUUACCAAAUGAUCAUUGUAGAGCAUUAAUUGAAAGUGGAGCCUUUGAUGAAUUAAUAUCUCUUGAUCAAUUAAGUCAAGAAAUGGAUACUAAAGGUGGAGCAUUCUUUGGAUUUUCUGAAGGUUCAGUAAAAUAUUAUCCAACUUAUAAAUAUGAUAAGGGAACUGAUAAUUAUGAUUCAUCAGAAAAACAAAGAGUACCCUCUUGGACAGAUAGAGUUGUUUAUUUGGAUAAAUAUGAUGAUGAAAGAUUAAAACAAUUGAAUUAUAAUUCUGUGAUGGAUAUAAGAGUUAGUGAUCAUAAACCAGUCUAUUCUACAUUCAAUAGUAAAGUUAAAUUUGUUAAUUCAGCUAAAAAGAUUGAAUUAUCAAAGAAAUUAUAUGAUCAAUAUAAGGCAGAACAUGAAGGUGAUACUAAUUUAUUAGAACUUUCUACUACUUCAUCUACUAGUUCAUAUAAUACUAUAAGUGAAAAUGAUGUUAGUUUAUUGGAUUAUGAUUUGAAAUCAUCAUCUCCAGCUCCAAGACUUCCAACUCGUCCUAUUAAUGGAAAUGGAAAUGGUAGUAUUAAUAGUAAUGGUAAUACUAAUAGUCCAGCUAGAAGAGUUCCACCUCCACCAACAAGUCGGAAACUGAACAUUACUGAUUUUACUCAGGAAAAGGUUCGAACUGCUCAAACUCUUCCUAGAAGAUUACCUCCAAAACCAGACGAAAACUUUUUAAUUAAAGAUACUCCAACUACAAGUGGUCAAGGUCCUCCACCUCCACCUCCAGUUCGUAAAACUGUUUUAUCUACAUCUACUAGUGCCCUUAAUAAUCCAACUCCAGUAAUUGCUAAACCUAGAUUACCACCAGUAGGAUUUACAACUACACCACUUAUUCCUAGUAGAUCUAAUUCAGCUACUCCUGCUACUCCUCCACCAUCCAAAAUAUCUCUUGCUAGUCCAAGUGCUCCUGUACUUGUACCUAGAUCUACAUCUCCUACUAAAUCAGCUCCUCCAAUUGAAAAACUUGCUGUUAAACCAUUAAUACCAAAGAAACCAACACCAUUAUCUACCAAUAAAGUCGUAAAACAUCCAGAAGCUAGUAAAUCAGAUCCUGAGAUAGCAACCACCAAAUCUUCUAAUAAGUUAGGUUCAAUUAGUGCCCCAGUUCCUCCACCUCCAAGACUUAAUAAUAGUCAAACAACUCCUAUGCCAAUUAGUAUGUCUGACUGGAAACCUUUGGUCCCCAAAUGAUAUAUAGAUUUCAUUCCUAUAUAUACGACUUUUAUUACGUACACCGCACCUGCAUACUAUUCCGCGCAAACCCCUACUAGAUCUCUCACAGACGUUUCAUCGUUGGUAAUAGUUGUACAAAGGAUUUAUGGUACUUAGUAUAUGGUGAUUCCUGAUGCGCACACGACCACCACUCUACGUGAAAGAUAUCAAGACAUUGAAAAGUGUCUUGGAGAUACCGUAAGUAACAAAUAAAUAAUUAAUUAAUUAAUUAAUAAAUAAGUAAUAAGUAAUAACAAAAUGAGUUCUAAGAGAAUA
Scheffersomyces amazonensis is the source of this 4048-nucleotide messenger RNA. Its product is annotated as phosphatidylinositol-3-/phosphoinositide 5-phosphatase. Bases 179 to 3751 code for a protein of 1190 amino acids. Gene Ontology annotation, molecular function: phosphatidylinositol-3,5-bisphosphate 5-phosphatase activity; phosphatidylinositol-4,5-bisphosphate 5-phosphatase activity. Gene Ontology annotation, cellular component: membrane; cytoplasm. The transcript has a single exon. NCBI's taxonomy places the organism in Eukaryota, Fungi, Ascomycota, Pichiomycetes, Serinales, Debaryomycetaceae. The record is from RefSeq and is a predicted model, not a curated record. Gene Ontology annotation, biological process: phosphatidylinositol dephosphorylation.